This is a messenger RNA of Paraphaeosphaeria sporulosa, 1527 nucleotides long. RefSeq lists its product as uncharacterized. The transcript is spliced from 5 exons. The record is from RefSeq and is a predicted model, not a curated record. Lineage: Eukaryota; Fungi; Ascomycota; Dothideomycetes; Pleosporales; Didymosphaeriaceae. Bases 1 to 1527 code for a protein of 508 amino acids.
AUGCAUCUUAACAAGGCGAGCAUUUUUUCUGUGUGCCUCCUGGCACUGCGCAUUGGUGUCGCAGCGGCGCCCACCGAGAACAUAAACACUGCUUUGAUCGUCGAUCAGGACCACAACACUACUUCUGUAGCUGAUGGCCAUCUCCCUCUUGGAAACACCGGUAUCGAGUUCCCGGUACCGGUUGCAGGACUAGAGAGGCGGAAGGCAAAGGGUAGUAGUAAGGGGACUUCCCGCAAGCCCUCCAAAACGACCAAGAAGAAGAGGCCGACCAAGCCCAAGCCCGCGAAUUCUAAGGUUACUUCCAAGGCGAAGCUGAGUCCGACAAAGUCAAAGAGCGUGUCGAAGUCCGCCUCGAAGACUAAAUCUGCCAAGGAUCCUUAUGGUAGCUGCAAGCCGAAAAAGGGUGCCAAGGGCACCAAGGGAACUAAGACGAAGGGUAAGAAGGGUGUCAAGCGGGAGGAAGAGGGUUUCACGCCUAUCUCCGACGAACAAUACCAUAGUCUCGCAGCUCGUGACCGGAAGAUUCUCCAAGCUGGUGCUGUUGAACUGCAAUUUCCGACACAUCCCUCCAGUGGAGAUGCAAUUCGUGUAAAGCGGUACAAAGCCGACGGCAUGAAAGCUUACGGAACAGUCAACCCCGAUCCCUGUGACGAUGACUAUGCCCUUAAGGUCGUUACAUACCCUACGGCCCAGGGGCAGGGUCUUAUUGGUGAGAAUUGGGACACAGAACACGUGAUGGAUGCUCAGAUCAUCCAACAAUUCUUCGAGUACCUGAACGAUAAUCUUCCAACAACCAACAUGCCAGCUCAAUGGUGGUCACGAGAUUCUCAAACGGGAAAGAUUGGGCACUUCCAGGUCCAACGUGCUUUUAGAUAUAUGCGCGAUUUCUGGGAAGAUCGGAAAGGUACCGGUGGCAUUACUGCUACCGACCACCUGCUCGCGGUGUAUCCGGGAACACACCAAUAUACCGGAGAGCUAACGCUCUUGGGUCACGGAAUCAACCGCAAGAAGGAGUCGAUCUUCGGACACGGCGGAGGCUCCUGCAUUGGUUCUUCCACAUGGCGAGGUUUGGAUUAUUGGGGUAAGGUCGAUAAACUAAGAGAAUGUGUUCUACUGGCCAAGUACAUGAACCAUGCCGACAUCCAAGACAGCUUUGAAGCGGUUGCCACACGUAUUAAGAAACGUCUCACAAAGAUGGAGGACGUGGGUGGUUUCAUGGAAUCUACCGACGACUACUGGGCACGUAAGAUGAAUAACAACAAGUACCUGGAUCGUCAGGGUGAAGUUUACAAGGACCAGAGGCUGGACAGAUACUGGCAGCAAUGGCUCAAACAGUUUAUGGCUACACGAUUAAGCAACCUGUCGACUGAAAUCACGACGAAGCUUCGUGAGCUCGAUACUAUUCAGAAGGGGGCCCAGAAGGAUCGCAACCUCAGCCAGCAGAGGAGGGACAGGAUCGCAUCGCGAUACAGGAGGAUUGACCGAGCGUGGACUGCGACAAAGCCGCUCCGGAACCCAGCGCCGUAA